Molecule: messenger RNA, 2987 nt
Organism: Rhipicephalus microplus (southern cattle tick)
Lineage: Eukaryota; Metazoa; Arthropoda; Arachnida; Ixodida; Ixodidae
Gene: Cnot4
Product: CCR4-NOT transcription complex subunit 4
Biological process (GO): protein ubiquitination
Cellular component (GO): CCR4-NOT complex
Molecular function (GO): metal ion binding; ubiquitin-protein transferase activity; RNA binding
Source: RefSeq, a predicted model, not a curated record
UCCCUUUCCAACGUUCUAUUUUUUUUGUUCGGUUUUUGAGAGGCAUAAGCGACGCAAGCGGAAGUUAAGGUGUGUUCUUGACUUGACAGGUGCUCAAAAAAAGGCGAAUUUUCCCACACAUAUCUGGGCAAGGUGGUGUUCGUGUGCCCUUAGAAACUGUGCCUCGGUCAGCGAUGUCUACUGGGGAGGAUCAGAAUGUGGAAUGCCCGCUGUGCAUGGAACCACUGGAAAUGGACGACAUCAACUUCUUCCCGUGCACUUGUCUAUACCAGAUUUGUCGAUUUUGUUGGCACCGUAUCAGGACUGACGAAAAUGGGCUCUGUCCCGCCUGCAGAAAACAGUAUCCCGAGGACCCGGCCGACUUCAAACCGCUCUCGGUGGAAGAGCUGCAUAGGAUAAAAAACGAGAAGCGACAGAGGGACCUGCAGAGGAAGCAGAAGCUGUCCGAAAAUCGUAAACAUUUGGCGAACGUUCGCGUUGUACAGAAGAAUCUGGUGUUUGUAGUGGGCCUGCCACCACGACUAGCGGACGCGGAAACUCUCAAGAAGCAGGACUGUUUCGGUAAAUACGGUAAGACUCACAAAGUGGUCGUCAAUCAGAGCACCUCAUACGCGGGGCUGCAAGGCCCUUCAGCGAGCGCCUACGUCACCUACUACAAGGCGGAGGAUGCGUUGCGAGCCAUCCAGGCUGUCAACAACGUGAAAGUGGACGGAAGGACUCUAAAGGCUUCCCUCGGCACCACGAAGUACUGCAAUUAUUUUUUGCGUGGCCAGCAGUGUCCAAAGACGGACUGCAUGUAUUUGCACGAGUUGGGUGACCAAGCGGCGAGUUUCACAAAGGAAGAGAUGCAACACGGUAAACACCAAGAGUACGAGCGUAAGCUGCACGAACAGAUGUUAGCGGCUAACAAUAACGUGGCUGCGUGUGCCCCUCCGCCCGCUGUGGCUCCGGCCGCUGCGCCUCUUGUUACUACUGCCCCGAAGAAGGCCAACAAGCCGCGUAAGCCAGGGCUGGCACCGCGGCACGCUAGGCAGAGUGAACAGAAAGCUGCUGCGGCCGCAGCUGCUGCAGCGGCGGCGGCGGCGGCACCCAAGGAGAACAGAAGCACACCGCCUGAAGAUCCGUCGCCAACGUUUACGGCAUCCCUAUCGCCCCCGUCUCCCGAGACGACCAGGGCUGGCGGUGACGAUGCGAUCGUCCACGAAGACGACUUGGGUUUCGACCCGUGGGACGAGUGCUCCAAGGGCUUAGCAGACUUGCUUGAAAAGGAGGCAGUCUCGGCGACCACCUCGACAACGACGGCUACACCACGCUUGGUGAGCGGCAAUUCUCUCGGUGCUCCACCACCAACAGUCCUCUCGACUCCGCUGACAACCCCGCUUACGACACCUCUAUCCACCCCUCUCUCGACGCCACUGUCGGCACCUUUGGCCAGAAGUUUGUCAGCACCGUUGCAGGGCCCCUUGUUGUCGAUGCACCAUCAACAGCGGACACCCUUCCUGCAGCCGUCACGCCCAGCUCCGCCUUUCGAACCUUUGCUACGCAGGCCUCCACCGCCGCCGGGCUUUAGUCCAUUCCUAGUGGGACAGCAAACACAGAAACUGAUGCCCCUGCCGACGCACCAGGGGCCUGCCAUGCCUGGUGCUGGGAAUGGGCUGGCAGAACUGUGUGCGCUGCGUGAGUCCCAAGAAGCACUGCGCUCACUUUUACCCACAGUGAACAUAACCUUCGGGCCACCACAUGGGGGCAGCCCACAGGCUGGUGCCGGUCCGCACCACGCACCACACCUGCGGGGGCCUUCACAGUUCGGAAACAGCUGUCCCCCACCCUGGGGCAACAGUGGUGUUCCAGACAUGCCCUGGAUUGCUCAGGACCCUGCCAUCUUGUCUGGGGGAAGCCUAUCAGAUGCCACUAACAUGGCUGCGCGUUUCUAGGCUUCUCUUUCUCUCUACCCGCUGCACUCUUAUACCAAUUCCCGCCUUCCCUCUCAAUUUUUUUUUUUCUUUACAUCGACCACUGUGGGGAUCGUUACGAUUUCCACGGAACCGAAAUUUGACCCGGUUACGUCUUUCUCUAAGAAGACUCCCUGCGGUGCUGCUGUAAAAGCUCUUUCUUUUUUUUUCUCAUUCUCUCUUUACUUUCAAAAUUAAGAAAAAAGAUCCCGCCAUGCGAUGGAAUAAAAAGUAUGCAGUGAAAUUGAAGGCAUUUGGUUGCAGUUGUCACGAGUGCACCGCCCAGAUGGUUCAUUGGUCUACAACAUACCGUGCUAUGCAUUGGCCAAGCAGGAGUGCGUGUUGAUCAGUAGCUGUUACUUGUCACUCUGAUGCGUUGCUCUAGCCAUUCUUUGCAUUUACUGCAACAACAAACACUGGACAAUGUGUAUGCUAGUUCAGUUUAAGGUCACUUUGUGCUGUUGAAGGUUAGGCACUCUGAUGUAAUUAAAUUAGCGGCCUAAAAUUCUGUUGCAUCCGGUAAAGGUCCUCAUUGGACUCUAAAACAUGCAAAAUAUGCACUUGGCUGUAAUCAUUGCUGAAGAAAGCUUGCAAUGCUAUGUGAUUGGACCUUCGCGAAAGAAGCGAAAGCUGCUGUUUUCUUUAACCUAUGUUUUCCUCCAGAAUCUAUGGCAUGGGGUUCUUUAUAUGUUCUCUCUCUCCUCUCUUUCUCUCUGUAUCUCAUUAACACACUCCAGCUCAGAGCCACAAAUGCACUGUUUGUGUCCUCAGGCUUGUCCUCCAUUGAUUUUUUUUUUUUCCAGUGUGAUGAUUUGGAGCUUUCUCUACAAGCAGCUUGCCCUUGUUGCAUAUUGUUUAGAGUUUGUUAUAGUGCAAAUAUUUUUGGAACAAAGCAUUCUUUUUUGUUAGUGAUAAUGGCUAUUUUUUGCUUUCUGAGCACGACAACAGUUGAUAUUUUUGUUAUUCAGUUUCACAGUAUCUACAUCAGUGCUGUGACUAAAUGGAUUUUAUGCAUAAAAAGAGCUUCUAUCAUAA